Molecule: messenger RNA, 1707 nt
Organism: Knipowitschia caucasica
Lineage: Eukaryota; Metazoa; Chordata; Actinopteri; Gobiiformes; Gobiidae
Source: the annotation of a GenBank genome assembly
AUGUAUCGAGUCCAAGUGGCAGCCGCUACUACAGUUCUUGGUGGACUCAUUCAGGUGAUGCUUGGGACAGUAAAGUUUGGCUUUGUGGGAACUUACCUGGCUGAGCCUCUGGUGCGGGCCUACACCACUGCGGCUGCAAUUCAUGCUGUGAUUGGACAAAUAAAAUACAUAUUUGGAAUAUCACCAAUGCGAAUCAGUGGGCCUCUGUCACUUGUCUAUACAUUUGGAAAUAUAUGCACCCUCCUUCCUCAGUCUCAUUGGCCAACUGUAGUGGUCAGUGCUGUGUCUAUAGUGUGCCUUGUUCUCGCCAAGGAGCUCAGUGCUUUUCUGCGUCCGAAGCUGCCUGUGCCAAUUCCUGUGGAGCUCAUCACAGAGUUGCUGGCAUUAGGAUUAAGUAAUACAGUCGGGGGCUUGUUUCAGUGCUUUGCUGUUUGUCCAUCUAUGUCCAGAAGUCUUAUACAGGAGGGCACUGGUGGGAAAACUCAGAUGGCGAGUUUGGCCUCAGCCGUGAUUGUAUUGAUUACCAUAAUGAAGCUUGGUCCAUUGUUCAAGGAACUCCCAAAGGCAGUUCUUGCUGCUAUUGUUCUUGUUAAUCUCAAAAGUAUGUUCAAGCAAUUUUCUGACGUUGCAACACUGUGGAAAAGAAGCAAAAUUGAUCUGUUAAUAUGGCUGGUCACUUUGGUAUCAACUCUCCUCUUCAAUCUGGACAUGGGCCUGGCCGCUUCUAUUGCAUUUGCUGUUCUAAGCAUUGUUGUCAGAACUCAAAUGCCAACAUAUUCUAUCUUGGGAAACAUUCGAGGGACUGACCUGUAUGUGGACAUGGAAUCUCAUGAUCAGGUAAGAGAGAUCCCUGGUAUCACAAUAUUCCACUCAUCUGCUACAAUCAAUUUUGCAAAUGCAGAAUUAUACCUCGAAGCUCUUCAAGCAAAGAGUGGACUCAACAUCGGCAAAAUGAUUAUAUAUAAGAGGAGGCAAGAGGCAAAACAAAGGCGUAGAGAAAGAAGGGCAGAAAGACGAGCAAAAAGGGAAGCUAAAAAAGAGAAGAGACGGACCCAGAGGGCAACUGAGCAGCUGGCUGGUGUCCCUGUGUUUUCGGUGGAGGAGGAGGCUGAACAAUGGCGGGGUAUGGGCGUGGAUAACGUUAGUGCAGUAGAGAAUGAAGUUGAGAAAAUUGCACAGAGAGAAAAUGGCACAGUGUUCGUAAUGCCAACCACUCCAAAGACUCCCAACAAUGAGUCCAGAUGGGAGUACCUAAAGGGAGGAGCAGAUCCAGAAAACACCAGCUUAGGUUGGUUAUCAGAGCUGCCGGAAGGGGACACCACCACUCUGGGUUCCAGCAGUGAAGACACACUCAGUCAGGAUCUGGAGAGGAUCUCGCUUGGGUCUUUGGGAAAAUGGACCUGGGAUAUCCACUCCAUUAUUCUAGACCUGUCCAGAACUAACUUCAUUGAUACAGUGGCCAUAAAAACAAUUCAAAAUAUUUUUCAAGACUUCAGUGAGAUUGAUGUGGAUAUCUACUUGGCUGGGUGUCAAACAACUGUGGUGGAACAGUUCGAAAGAGGCGGAUUUUUCUCUGAAACCAUCACAAAGAAGCACCUUUUUGUCACUGUUCAUGAUGCUGUACUCUUCAGUCAGAAUCAUCAUGGAGCAACAACUUCCAGUAGAUAUGAGCCAUCUUUGGACAUCUGCAUCAGCACAGAGCUUUAG